This is a messenger RNA of Mercenaria mercenaria, 1929 nucleotides long. RefSeq lists its product as uncharacterized. The record is from RefSeq and is a predicted model, not a curated record. Gene Ontology annotation, biological process: DNA integration. The transcript has 3 exons. Lineage: Eukaryota; Metazoa; Mollusca; Bivalvia; Venerida; Veneridae. Gene Ontology annotation, molecular function: nucleic acid binding. The coding region runs from base 1 to 1536 and encodes 511 amino acids.
AUGGCAACCAUUAACGAUGAAACAUCUCAGCAGACGACAGAUUUAUCAACCAUGUCAGAAGAAGGUUUACACGAGAUUAUAGAUAUCGCCAGAUAUAGCAGCUACAGGAAGUUGGUUCGAGUCACGACGUACAUACUGAGAUUUAUCCACAACUGCCGUGUUAGUAAGGACAGCAGACGACACGAUCCAUUAUCCAUCAUAGAGCUACAAACUGCAGCAUCCAGAUGGCUACAGAACGUUCAGCAAUCUACAUUUCCAAGCGAAAUAGCCAACAUAAAGUCCAGUGAGAAGACUCUAAAAAGACUACCCAUUGUGAGACAAUUGAAGUUAUUUAUUGACAAAGAAGGAUAUAUACGAUGUGGUGGAAGAAUACAGAACGCACCGUUAAACGAAGCGACUAAAUACCCCAAUCUGACUAAAAUUGCUAAAUACCCAUACCUGCUACCUACCAAACACCCAUUAACACGGUUAAUUAUCCUAGACGUCCACCACCACCAACUGCAUUCUGGGGUAAAUACUACUAUAACAUACUUGCGCCAGAAGUAUUGGAUACCUUCGAUUCGCAGAUGUGUCAAGACAGAACUACGCAGAUGCAUUACCUGCAACAAAGUGAAUGGAAAAUCGUACAAAGCCCCAGAUCCCCCACCCCUACCGAAAUAUCGUCUUGAAGACAGUCCUCCAUUUACAGUAACUGGAGUAGAUUUUACAGGUGCAUUACACGUUAAAGAUCGUCAUGGAAACCAGGAGAAAGCUUAUAUAUGUCUUUUCACUUGCGCCUCUACACGAGCUUUACACCUAGAAGUUGUUCAGAAUUUAACAGAAAAAUCAUUUCUACAGGCGUUUAGAAGAUUUUGCAGUAGAAAGUCAUUACCACGUAUAAUGGUUUCUGAUAACGCAGCAACGUUCCAGUCUACAUCAAGAUAUAUACGUCAGCUGUUUGAAUCCCAGAGCAUACGAGAAACUCUAAGUCAGGAAGGUACACAGUGGUAUUUCAUCCCGACGAGAGCUCCCUGGUACGGCGGAUGGUGGGAGCGCUUAACAGGAAUUACCAAAAAUACUCUAAAGAAAGUUCUAGGUCGCAGAUUUAUUACGUUAGAGGAACUCCAGACGACAACCACCGAGGUAGAAGCGAUACUCAAUGAUCGGCCAAUUACCUAUGUAUCAUCCGAUGUCUCGGACCCAGUACCUUUGACUCCAUCGCACCUGUUAUAUGGUCGGCAAGUGACGUACCUCCCAUCACAAAAUGUUCCAGUUGAAACGCUAUCAGAUCCAACGGCUGGCAGUCGUUCCAGUCUUACCAAAAAACCCAAGGUACAGAAACAACUAAUUGAUCAUUUCCGGGAACGUUGGCGACAUGAAUACCUGACGGCUUUACGUGAAUACCACCGAGUGACGGGAAACAACCAACAGAAGAUCUCACCUGGUGACGUUGUUCAGAUCGUGCGCGAUGGACUUGUACGUGCCGCGAAAGUUAAAUCAAACAAUGGAACUUUAGUGAGACCGAUUGUUAAACUUUAUCCUUUAGAAACAAAGUGACUGUUAAUAAAUGUUUCAUGAAGAUCGCGCUAUGUGAUAAUGUUCCGUGAAAAAGACUGACCGACAAACUUUGCUGUCAGAAACUGAAGAUUGUAAUUCAGCUGUGAAAAUUUCAUAUUUGUUUAUAUAUGCAUAGUUAACGAUUUAUUGCCAAUUUUAAAUAGUUCUGCAUCGGCUAAUAAGUUAUUCAGUGCAUUCAAGUUUAUUCCUAAACUGACUCUUAGUUAACUUCAAAUUUCAUAUUUUAAUACUGAACACUUGAGUAAUUAAUCAUUUCGCGGCCCCCAGUAUGUUGGGAUUAACGCUCUUAUAUGUAUGACGUUAUUUACCGCCAUUGUAUGUAAGACGUCGUUGACGUCAUUUACUAUGUAUAUGUUUUUGGUUUGACGGUUU